This is a messenger RNA of Poeciliopsis prolifica (blackstripe livebearer), 3242 nucleotides long. It is a transcript of the gene fibinb, whose product is annotated as fin bud initiation factor b. NCBI's taxonomy places the organism in Eukaryota, Metazoa, Chordata, Actinopteri, Cyprinodontiformes, Poeciliidae. The coding region runs from base 375 to 998 and encodes 207 amino acids. The record is from RefSeq and is a predicted model, not a curated record. The transcript has a single exon.
UUGAGACGUCCAGAUGUUGCGUUUGAGGCACCAGGCAGAGUCGGGACUAAAGCCACGCCGAGGAAAACUUUUUCACUCCUCGCUCUCCUGCUCGCCAGCGGUGAUGCAAGCUGUCCAGCUGGGUUGAAGAACGAAAAAGAGAAGCCGCGAAACAAUUUCACGCCACUUUUUUGGUUUGUUUGGAGAGGCGGACGUUGAAACUGCAGCCGAGCUUCAACUAUCUGCGCAGUUUAGAACCUGUUUGCAGUGUUUGCGCUGAAAUGAAAUAGCCUUUAAAAGUGCAUUUUAGCAAGUAUUUAAAUCCUGUUUUUUUUUUUGUUUUGUUUUGUUUUGUUUUUUUUUUUUUUUUUUGCACCCUGCAGCAAGUUUGCAUCAUGGCUUUAGUUCACUUGCUCUUAAGUGUCUGGAUGUUGUUACAGCCAGCGUGCGGAGCUUUUUACCGGGGACCAUUACAUCCGGAGAUGUCUAAUGGCACUUUUCAUCAUUAUUUUGUCCCGGAUGGCGAAUAUGAGGACAACGACGACCCAGAGCAGUGUCAAAUGCUUUUUAAGAUGACCGACGAGCGAAAGUGCAGUCUGGACGAGGACCAAGACUCUGUCAUAAGGGACGACUUCACCCUCAUCAAGCGGCAGAUCGAGGACUCGGCGCGGGUGCUGGAGGGGAUCGGGAAGAGCAUCUCCUACGACCUGGACGGAGAGGACAGCUACGGCAUGUAUCUGCGCAGGGAGACGGCCCAGAUCGGCGAGGCGUUCACAAACUCAGAGAAAUCUCUGCUGGAGCUGGAGGUGAAGUUCAAGCAGAGCCAGGAGAGCGAGCUGAAGGAGGAGCACCGGCUCAGUGACGACUUCCUCACCAUGAUCGUGCACACCCGGGACGCCCUGAAGGAGACCCUGGACAUUUCCCUGGGCCUGAAGGAUAAACACGAGUUGCUGUCUCUGAUCAUCCGCAGCCACGGAACGAGACUGAGCAGACUGAAGAACGAGUACCUCAAAUUCUAACAGGGAAACAAUCCCUUCAAACUUCCCAUAACAUCACUUUAAAUAUUGUUUUUAAUUGUGGAGCGUGACCAGGGCCGGAUUUAGGAAAGUGCGGGGCCUUGGGCUAAGUCCACUUUUGGUGCCUUAAUCCCACAUAAUUCAUCUGUUUCGUGCAUUCAAAUUUCAAUAGAUUGAUCAUUCACGGAUGAUCUGAUCCAAGUAUUUUUUAAGGUGUCCUUCCAUUUCUUAUUUCUAAAUAAAAUACAUGCCUGGCAUCCAUUAUAUACAUAUCACACAAUUCAAAAAAGUGUCAUUAUGCAUUAUAAUAAACAUCAGCGUCUUUGGGCUGAAAGGCCAGCAGGGGGCCUUAAAGAGUGAUCACUGUCUUAGAGAGCCAACUCUUUCAAUUUAUAGAACAAAUGUAACAAAUAGUUUUUGUGUAAAUUUGCUACAAUUAUCUAGGAAUAGCAAAUUUAUUGUUUUUUUAUUUUAUUUUAUUAAAAAGUAAAUAGAUUUGCAAUAGAGAGUAAGUAACCAGUCUAGCUUGAAAGGACUGACAGUUAUAAUUUUCACAGUGAGUAAAAACAAAUUGGUAGAAAGUAUUAAUUUCAAAGUAACUAGUAACUUUGUUGACAGUAAUAAACUCUUAGAGAUAAAAAAAAAAAAACAAUCUGGGCAUACAGCUUUUAAACUAUCUCUUGGUAAGAGUAAUUGAAAAUUGAGAAAAAACAUCUAUUUACUUAAUUGGAUUGUAACUACAAUGAACAAUGAAUUAUUCAUAUUUUCAUAAGCUGUUUGUGCACGAUCAUGGUGAGGAAGUCGUCACCAUCAUUUUUUCCCCCCCCACAGUAUAUGUAAAUGACAUAAUGGGGAUAUAAUUCCUUUUUCUGACACAUGAAAAAGUCUUAAUGGAUCAAACUACCAGAUAUCCUGGCAAGUCAGUUUAAGUACCUAGAAAAUCAUAAAUAAUAGUUAUCUGACAAAACAAACAAGAUACAUCCUCAUAUUUGACAACAUUUAUUUUUAAUUAUCUAAAUUGAAACUGGCUAAUGGUUUGCACACACACAAAAAAAUGUAAACACUAAAUGAGACACGGGUAGCUGUAUUUCCCUUGUAUAUUCCCUAUUUGUCAAAUAUUGUCAUGCUGGCUGACUGGCUGUCUGGUUGGCUGACUGGUUGUCUGGUUGGCUGGCUGGCUGUCUGGUUGGCUGGUUAGCUGUCUGGUUGGCUGGCUAGCUGGCUGGCUGGCUGGCUGGCUGGUUGGCUGGCUGGCUGGCUGGCUGGCUGGCUGGCUGGCUGGCUGGCUGGCUGGCUGGCUGGCUGGCUGGCUGGCUGGCUGGCUGGUUAGCUGGCUGGCUGGAUGGAUGGAUGGCUGGCUGGCUGGCUGGCUGGCUGGCUGGCUGGCUGGCUGGCUGGCUGGCUGGCUGGCUGGCUGGCUGGCUGGCUGGCUGGAUGGAUGGAUGGCUGGAUGGAUGGAUGGAUGGAUGGAUGGAUGGAUGGAUGGAUGGAUGGAUGGAUGGAUGGAUGGAUGGAUGGAUGGAUGGAUGGAUGGAUGGAUAGAAUUAGACCUAGAGGCUUUGACUUUCAAAACAUGAGAUUUAAGUAAGUUUUUGAUAUGUUUUGCAGAUUUAUAUAGGAAUAGAAUUAAAAUCUAAUCACAUUGCCCAGUUUAUCGUGUCUGUACUAUGUCCUAAAUCCCUUGUGCCUGCUUUGGUUUUGCCUUUCAAUAAUCUAUUUAGCAGCAAAAUAGCUGACCAAAGUCAGGGUGAAAGAUCCUAUAAAAAGAAAUGAUAUUUGUGUCUUUUGAUCCUCUUGAAGAAUGUUUUUCUGAGAAAAUCAAAGAAUGUUUACAUAUGCAUUGAAGCAUCAGUUGUAAUUUUCUCUGGCUUUGUUUUAUUGGCUUGCAAACGUUGCACAAUUUUUACUGUCUAAGUGCUAGAAGUUGUGACUUAUGUUUUAAAGUGGGUUCCCCUUGCUAUGCUGUUUUGUACAAGGAGUGUAGUCUUGUAAAAUAUACAGGUUAUUUUUAAAAGUAAAUACUGUGAGUACCUUUAUAACAGAAUACCUUAAUCUGUACUAGUGUUUAUGUAUUUCUUUUUCAACUCAAGGAAGACAUAUCUAUGUUUAUGUUUUUGGUGUAAUACUUUGACAGACAAGACUGCAGGCAGCACUCAUGUACUUUUGAGUUUAAGGAAUAAUCUGUAUGACAACAUACUUAAUCGACUGUAUUGUGACUUUUAAAAUAAAGUAAUUAAGUAUAACAAA